Corvus hawaiiensis (hawaiian crow) is the source of this 1737-nucleotide messenger RNA. It is a transcript of the gene MDFI, whose product is annotated as MyoD family inhibitor. The transcript has 4 exons. NCBI's taxonomy places the organism in Eukaryota, Metazoa, Chordata, Aves, Passeriformes, Corvidae. The record is from RefSeq and is a predicted model, not a curated record. The coding region runs from base 108 to 872 and encodes 254 amino acids.
GGGGCCCCAGGUGAGCGCGGCGGGACGGGCCCCGCUCUGAGCCCGCACCGAGCCCGCACCGAGCCCCGCGCUGAGCCCGAACUGAGCCCUCACUGAGCCCCGCACCGAUGUCCCGGCCCGGCAGCCCCCGGCCGAGCCGCCCGGAGCAGCCCCGAGACGAGGCGGUCCCGAUGCCAGAGGUGGCCGAGCCCUCGCGCCCUCCCCCGAGGCCGAUCCCAGCGGUGCCACCGGCGGAGCCCCGGCCUCCCGCCCGCCCCGCGGUGCCGAAGAAGGAGAAACCCCCGGAAGAUGACAAGUCCCCAAAAGUGCUGACGAAAAGCCCCCGGGCCGAGUUCUGCGGCGCUCCCGAAGCUGUGACAUGCCAGCCGCAGGUGCGAACACCCCCGCAGCCCCCCGGGCCCUGCACCCACCUGCUGCACAACGGCGCCGGGCGGGGGCCGGAGCCGGGCGGUGCCAACGGGGAGGCGGGGAACGGGAUGUGCCGGGCCGUGCCCAGCUCGCAGAAGCCGCACCGAAAGCUGCAGUCGCACCACUCCAUCAACAGCCAGAGCAGCAAGAAGAGCAAGGGCAGCUCCAAGUCAGCCUCUUCUCACAUCCCCAUUGAGGCGCAGGAAGACUGCUGCGUCCACUGCAUCCUCUCCUGCCUCUUCUGCGAGUUCCUGACCCUCUGCAACAUCGUGCUGGACUGUGCCACCUGCGGCUCCUGCACCUCCGAGGACUCCUGCAUCUGCUGCUGCUGCUGCAACUCGGGCGAGUGCGCGGACUGCGACCUGCCCUGCGACAUGGACUGCGGCAUCAUCGACGCCUGCUGCGAGUCCGCCGACUGCCUGGAGAUCUGCAUGGAGUGCUGCGGGCUCUGCUUCUCCUCCUGAGGGCCCCGCUGGGCCGGGGGACCCGCGCUGGGACCCCCCAGGCUCUCCCGCAGCGGGCGAGGCUCCGGCCGGUCCCCUCGGGAAACGCCAAAACCUCGAGGAGGAGGAGAGCGAAUCCCUCGCUGCGAAACCUCGUCCUUGGAGCCGGAGCCGGAUCCUGCCUGGGGAAGGGGGAACCCAGACGGCCGUGGGGGGCUCUGGCAGUGUCCUGUCCCGCUCUACCUCUGCCCGCACCGGGGCACCGCGGGAGCCUCCUGCUGCCUGAGCCGAGAGCAGGAGCGCCCGUCCCGCAGAGCCACCCCGGGGCCCGGCGUUGGGGACAGCCCGUGCCGCUGGCACCGCCCCAGGACAGCGCUCCGGGGGGGUUACAGGGGGUGGCACGGAGCAUCCCCCUGCCAGGACACCUCCGGGGACACCUCCGGGGACACCUCCAAGGCCGGGUGACCCCCGCGCACUGGGAGAUGCUGGAGCCUCCCGCCCGGCUGUGGAGUCCCGUGCUGGGGGACGCGUCCUGCCAGGCCCCCCUCCCCUCGAUGCUGAGCCCGGCAGCCAAGUGCAAUACCCGCAGCCUCCCCCCUCCCGGGAAGAAGCUUUUCCUGCAGCCGGAGCUGCGCCGAGCUGCCACCGACCCCUGCGUGUCCCCCGUGUGUCCCAGGCGUGGCGGGGCAGGGUGGCUCGGUUGGUGCCAAAUGACCCCCAGCAGUUGUUGGCCCCCGUGCCACCAUCCCGGGGACAGGGCUGGUGGCUGGGUGGGGGUGGCAGACACCCCGCUGAUGGGCUGGGGAGACGGGGAGGGAAGUGUCACGGUAUUUUAUAAGUUUUUUGUUCCUUUUUAUUGUAAAUAAAGGUCUUUCUUCAUUUGCGA